Macrobrachium nipponense is the source of this 2288-nucleotide messenger RNA. RefSeq names its product beta-1,3-galactosyltransferase 5-like. The coding region runs from base 855 to 1916 and encodes 353 amino acids. The record is from RefSeq and is a predicted model, not a curated record. The transcript is spliced from 6 exons. NCBI's taxonomy places the organism in Eukaryota, Metazoa, Arthropoda, Malacostraca, Decapoda, Palaemonidae. Gene Ontology annotation, cellular component: Golgi membrane. Gene Ontology annotation, molecular function: hexosyltransferase activity.
CCACAACAACGCUGAUGUCAUGAUUCGGGUUCGAGUUUGUCUUCCUCUCCCUUUAUUUCUCUACCUUUCUGUUCUUCGCUCAAUGUGCAGCUGGUCUCUAUCUGUGUCUCUAUCUCUCGCUCUCUCUUUUUCUCCUGAAAAUCUUCAUCCCGCCGUAGAAGAGAUUCGGCCAGACAGAAAUACCCAACGGUUCUUCGCCAGUGAACGAGAGAGAGAGAGAGAGAGAGAGAGAGAGAGAGAGAGAGAGAGAGAGGCAAGAUUUUCAAGAGUUGGCAGGGCUUGAACCCCCUCCUCCUCCUCCUCCUCCUCCUCCGCCGGUCCCCUUAAAUCUUGCUCUUCAUUCUCCUCCUCCUCCUCCUCUCCCAAAGAGUGCAAGCGGUGAUUGUUUAUGCUUCCAAGAGAGCAGCAGCACCAGCACCAGCAGCAUUAGCAAAGAUAACGUUACGAUGCAUCAGCAAAGUGAUGAUAAUGAUGAUGAUACUCAGUGCACAGUGAUAGUCUUGCUCUGUGAAGUUUGAUACUUUGGUGCCUUACGUCGGGCGCCCCACGACACCCGGGUAUAUAAAUAAGUUCGAGCGUGUGUCCGUCCGUCUACUGGUACACCCGUGGGGUCUGUUUCACUGUUUCACCAGUUUUGUUUCGCGUCACCUCAUGAAAAGAGAAGUGACAGGAGGGAAAGUUAGAGGUGAAUGACGUUUAUACUUGAGAAAAUCGUGCUUUUCUAGUGACUAUACCAAUGAUUUUUUUGUAGUGGCAUUAAUGCACACUAGUGCAGCACCGUGAUGUGAAUUCAAUGUCUGAGGGGGAAUACCUUGUUGUGAUCUCAAGGAUGUCUUUUGUUGCUUGGUAGCUGCAUGGAUCCUCGAAGAGUAAACAAAAGGUCCGGAUAUAUGAGACAAACAUUUGUCAGAGAUACUAUGAGAAGACUGAAGUUAGUAUUGCUGUCUGUAGCGGGAGCAACUUCCGUGGCGAUUAUACUUCUGUGCGGCGUUCUACCCACCGGACCACGGCUACAGCAGGGCUAUGGCACCGAUUUUUUUCACGAACUCAUCCACCUGCACGACAACGUGAGUCUGACGGGCCCGACGGUGAACUCGAUUCCGGCGGGAGUGGAAUGGCUCCAAGACCUCUCUCACCUGCAGAUCUGCAACAAGAGCGACCCCUUCAUUCUGGCCGUGGUGUUCUCGGCCAUCCCCAACACUCAGCAGAGGGAGCUCAUUCGCAAUACCUGGGCCAAUCCCAGCUAUUACAAGCUGACUAAAAUCAGGGCCAUAUUCGUCCUGGGUGCCACCACCAACGAGACCCUUCAGCGGGCCGUCGAAGAGGAGAUAACAAUGCAUCAGGAUAUCAUUCAAUAUAAUUUCAUCGACUCCUACAGGAACCUCACCUACAAGACCAUAGCCUGGAUGACGUGGGUGAAGUACAAUUGCCUGGACGUGCCCUGGAUAGCCAAAAUCGACGACGACAACGUAGUCAACCCUUUCGCCCUCAACCGCUACUUAGUCGACCGGUUCCGGGAGAACCCUUCGCCCGAUGCUAUCCACGGUCGACUGCGAGUGACCAACAAGGCCAUGAGAAACGGGAAAUGGGUCGUCACUAAAGAGGAAUACCCGCCGGACAGAUACCCGCCCUUCGUGCUGGGGCCAGCGUACAUCGUGGGGCGGAACGCCAUCGACAAACUCCUGGAGUACACUCCAUACACGCCGUUCUUGUGGCUGGAAGACGUGUACAUGACGGGGCUCGUUGCCAAAGCCGCCGGCGUCAAGCACGUCCAAGCCGAGAAAACACUUUAUACAAAAAAACUAUCGCGAAGACUAUUUGUGGGGCCAGUGAGUUUUUUAAUAGGCGCUAGUGAAAAGGUUAAAAAAACGGCGUGGGCGGGGAUCAUAAAAUACGGACCUACCCUGAGAAAAUAAUCCAAGUGCCGCUAGUCGGAAUACGAAAAUUUCAUUACAUCAUUUGACGUUCAUCAAUGGACGACAAAACUGGAAUAUUCGUGAAUCUUUUGAACUCCAACACUACAGAGAUACUGUUUUGCAAGGUUCGGGAACUUUUAUUGCCCACGACGACUUGCUUCUAGUCAGAUCAACGGUGCUUCAAUACACUGCAAGCAAGCUGUUAAUGCAAUUACCCCCACAUCGAUAGGUGAUUCCAGGACAAUUUUCACAGCUGCAGAAAAAAAAAAGGUUCUAUCUUGUGCCUUACAGAGCAAAGCAUUCUGGGAAAAAUUUGAGUGGAAAUAUCUCAAGUUGAAAUGUGCCUUUAAUAAAGAUUGUUAAUUUUUUAAA